CUUAUUUCUUCUUUUUCCAUUAUACUCCCCCUAUUUAUAGAAAAUAGGACAUUUUCUUAUUGAACCAAUUCACUAAAAAUAUCUCAUUUUUAUUUUUGUCAUUCUUUUUACCUUUUACUACAGUCUCUCAAUGGCCCCCCACCCUUGAUUUUGGUUCAAAAUUUCAAAUCUCCCAUUCUUGAGGGAGUAUUAUUACAAUCUCAAAACCUAACCCGGAGUUCGCUCUUCGCUGUGACUGUGAGCCAUUGACGCUGUUCGCAAAUCGCAAGGCCCCACCACUGCUGCUGCCGUGAAGACCACCGACGGCCACCGUGACCACUGAUCAGACCACCUUCAGUUCAAAUUAAGAAGAACAAGAAAGAUGGGAGAGAGGAAGGUAUUAAACAAGUACUAUCCUCCUGAUUUUGAUCCGGCAAAAAUUCCAAGGCGAAGGCAACCUAAGAAUCAACAAAUUAAAGUUCGAAUGAUGUUGCCGAUGAGUAUUCGCUGUUCUACUUGUGGAAAUUACAUCUAUAAAGGCACUAAAUUCAAUUCUCGCAAGGAAGAUGUAAUUGGGGAAACUUAUUUGGGGAUUCCUAUUUUUAGAUUCUAUUUCAAAUGCACCAAAUGUUCUGCUGAACUUGCUAUUAAGACAGAUCCACAAAACUCUGAUUAUGUUGUUGAAGCUGGUGCCACUCGAAAUUUUGAACCUUGGCGUGGUGAAGAUGAAGAAAUUGAUAAUCAGAAAAAGAAACGAGAUGCUGAAGAAAUGGGAGAUGCUAUGAAAUCUCUUGAAAACAGAACUUUGGAUUCUAAAAGGGAGAUGGAUAUCAUGGCUGCCCUGGAUGAGAUGAAAUCGAUGAAAUCCAGACAUGCCACUGUUAGUAUGGAUGCCAUGCUAGAGGCCUUGCAGCGCUCGGCUGCAACUGAAGACACUGACCAGGAAAGAAAACUGGAGGAGGAGGAUGAGGCCCUUAUUAAAUCUAUAUUUCAGGGGUCAAAGCAAUAUAUACGAAGGAUCAAUGAUGAAGAGUGGGAUGAUGACGAUGAUGAUGAGAUAGAAAAUAGUUCUAAGAGACCACGACUUUCUGAAGGAGCAAGCAACCCAACCGAUAUUUUGACAAGUAGUAUAACCGGAAAAUUGAACAACAAAGAACGUUCGGAUGGUAAAAUCCCGACUUCGCAGCCUCCGAUAGUCAGCUUUGUGGUGAAAAGGAAACCGGUUCAAAAACCAAAUAAUAGUGAACCCGUGAAAGAGGUUGCUAGUAACGGACUUUUGUCACUUGGUCAAUAUGGCAGUGAUGAUAGUGAUGAUGAAUAAUAGCAACAAGACACAAUUUUCAUCUAGAUCAUUGUAUUUUGGUAUAGCUCUUUCGAAAUUGAUUUCUAAAACGAGAACAUUAAUUAAUAUAACGUACUUGUGUUGAAUCAACAAAGAUAGGAUCAAAAUUAGCUUCUUUGGUCUUUGUUUUUGUGAUUUUUGGUAAAUUUCACUAUUUCUCUCUGAUUUGUAAUGACUCCAUAAUCGAAAUUGGCAAUCUCCUGUCUCC
Molecule: messenger RNA, 1529 nt
Organism: Amaranthus tricolor (Joseph's coat)
Lineage: Eukaryota; Viridiplantae; Streptophyta; Magnoliopsida; Caryophyllales; Amaranthaceae
Exons: 6
Coding region: 362-1300 (312 amino acids)
Biological process (GO): mRNA splicing, via spliceosome
Cellular component (GO): U2-type catalytic step 1 spliceosome
Source: RefSeq, a predicted model, not a curated record